UCUCCUGAUUCUGUUGUGUGUCUUUCAAACCCCGACGCGCCCGUUUCCUAGUUUUAUCUUCCUCGGUCUUUUUCUCUCUCCUUUCUUCGCAGCUCAGCAUGCAGGAGAAAGACGCCUCCCCGCCCGGUUUCCUACCUGGCUUCCAGCAUUUCGCCACGCAGGCCAUCCGUGCGGGCCAGGAGCCGGAGCAGUGGACCUCCCGGGCUGUCGUGCCCCCCAUCUCAUUGGCCACCACGUUCAAGCAAGGGGCUCCCGGCCAGCACUCGGGUUUCGAAUAUAGCCGUUCUGGAAACCCCACCAGGAAUUGCUUGGAAAAAGCAGUGGCAACACUGGAUGGGGCUAAAUACAGUUUGGCCUUUGCUUCAGGUUUAGCAGCCACUGUGACUAUCACCCAUCUCUUAAAAGCAGGGGACCACAUUAUUUGUAUGGAUGAUGUGUAUGGAGGUACAAACAGGUACUUCAGGCAGGUGGCAUCUGAAUUUGGAUUAAAGAUUUCUUUUGUUGAUUGUUCCAAAACCAAGUUGCUAGAGGCAGCCAUUACACCAGAAACCAAGCUCGUUUGGAUUGAAACCCCCACAAACCCUGUUUUGAAGAUGGUUGACAUUGAAGCCUGUGCACAUAUUGUCCAUAAACAUGGAGACAUUAUUUUGGUCGUGGAUAACACUUUUAUGUCGGCGUAUUUCCAGCGGCCUUUGGCUCUGGGGGCUGAUAUUUGUAUGUAUUCAGCAACAAAGUAUAUGAACGGCCACAGUGAUGUUGUAAUGGGCUUAGUGUCUCUUGAUUCUGAAAGCCUCCAUAGUAGGCUCCGUUUCUUGCAAAACUCUCUUGGAGCAGUUCCGUCUCCUCUUGACUGUUACCUCUGCAAUCGCGGUCUGAAGACUCUACAAGUCCGAAUGGAGAAGCAUUUUGAAAAUGGAAUGGCAGUUGCUCAGUUUCUGGAGUCUAAUCCUCGGGUAGAAAAGGUUAUUUAUCCUGGGCUGCCCUCUCAUCCGCAGCACGAGUUGGCAAAGCGUCAGUGUACAGGUUGCCCAGGGAUGGUCACCUUUUAUAUUAAGGGCGCUCUGCAGCACGCCGAGACUUUCCUCAAGAACCUAAAGGUAUUUACCCUGGCUGAGAGCUUGGGAGGAUUCGAAAGUCUUGCUGAGCUUCCGGCAAUCAUGACCCAUUCAUCAGUGCCUAAGAGUGACAGAGAUGUCCUGGGAAUUAGUGACACACUGAUUCGACUAUCUGUGGGGUUAGAGGAUAAAAAAGACCUACUGGAAGAUCUAGAUCAAGCUUUGAAGGCAGCGCACCCUCCAAAUGCAAGUCACAACUAGCAUCCCAGACCUGCUGUUAGAAGCUGCUUCCUGAGAAGAUCAGAUCUUCUGAAUAAUUGGAUGGACCGUUAAGGAACCUUUGCAGAAUUUUCAAGUGAAAAUGUUAAGGCACCUCAUUACCUUCCACGACUGUAACCUUCCAGGGAGCAUCCCUGUUAGAAACAGGUCCCUGUUUCCCUUAUUGCCAGCACAUCAAUUGUUUUAUUAUCUUUUAUUGCUUUUGGUGUACAUUUACC
Ceratotherium simum simum (southern white rhinoceros) is the source of this 1552-nucleotide messenger RNA. The record is from RefSeq and is a predicted model, not a curated record. Lineage: Eukaryota; Metazoa; Chordata; Mammalia; Perissodactyla; Rhinocerotidae.